Molecule: messenger RNA, 6614 nt
Organism: Camelus dromedarius (Arabian camel)
Lineage: Eukaryota; Metazoa; Chordata; Mammalia; Artiodactyla; Camelidae
Gene: TICRR
Product: TOPBP1 interacting checkpoint and replication regulator
Exons: 22
Coding region: 123-5837 (1904 amino acids)
Biological process (GO): mitotic DNA replication checkpoint signaling; response to ionizing radiation; DNA replication
Cellular component (GO): nucleus
Molecular function (GO): chromatin binding
Source: RefSeq, a predicted model, not a curated record
CGGGAGUCUUUCGACCAGGGUUCCUGAGGGAAGCAGAGAAUGGCGCUGGUUCCCUGAAGCAAGAGCCUAGGGAAGAGUGGCACAGGCUCCGGCCGGAGCCCAAAGGCGGCGGCGCGGCCAACAUGGCCUGCUGUCACAACGUAAUGCUGCUGCUGGACACCGCGGGCGGAGCCGCUGGUCAGAGCCCCGUCCGGCGGGCUGCCCUGCGCCUCCUCACCUACCUGAGUUGCCGGUUCGGCCUGGCCAGGGUCCGCUGGGCCUUCAGGUUCUUUGACUCUCAAGGGGCGCGGAGUCGGCCUUCCCGGGUGUCUGAUUUCCGCGAGCUGGGGGUCCGCUCCUGGGAGGAUUUUGAGGAGGAGCUGGAGACCAGGCUUAGGGAGGGCGCCCGCGGCGCUCACCUGCCGGGCCCGGCGCCCAGGGCCACCCACACGCACAGCGCUCUCAUGGAGACGCUGCUAGACUAUCAGUGGGACCGGCCCGAGAUCACAUCGCCCACGAAGCCGAUUUUGCGCAGCAGCGGGAGAAGACUGUUGGACGUAGAGAGCGAGGCCAGAGAGGCCGAGUCUGCGCUCGGGAGCUUUGUGAACGCCGUCUUCCUCCUGGCCCCUUGUCCGCAUUCGCAGAGGGAGCUGCUGCAGUUCGUGUCUGGCUGCGAGGUCCAGGCCCAGGGCCUGCCGCCUACUCCUAAGCAGGUGAUGGAGAAGUUGCUGCCCAAGAGAGUCCAGGAAGUCAUGAUCGCCCGAAAAAUCACUUUGUACUGGGUGGAUACCACCGAGUGGUCUAAGCUGUGGGAAUCCCCAGACCACCUUGGUUACUGGACAGUAUGUGAACUGCUCCACCAUGUAGGAGGUACUGUCUUGCCAUUUGAAACUUUCAGCCAGGAUUUUACCAAAGUUGGGGAAACACUUCUUGGUAAUGAAAGAAAGCUGUCAAGGGAACCUCACCUCUCUUCAUGGAUUUCAGCUCUGCCAACUGAUUCCACUUUAAACUGUUUGCUCUAUAAUUCUCCUGAGUAUGAAGCCUCAUUUCCACGGAUGGAAGGAACGUUAUUUCUCCCUGUUGAAGGGAAAGAGAUUCAAGAAACAUGGACAGUUACCCUACAGCCCUUGGCCAUGCAUCAGAGACAUUUUCAGAAACCAGUCAGAAUUUUUCUAAAAGGCACAGUAACCCAGUGGUCUCUCCCAAAAAGCAGCACUUUGUGCACUGACAGCUGGAUGCUACAAAGUCCGGAGGAGAAUAAAUCAACUCAAAGGAUAUUUCAGCAGCUGGUAAAUAGGCUGACUGCUGAAGAGUUACAUCUGGUUGCCAGUGUGGACCCUGGUGAAGGCUGGCCCCCCGUCACUGGAGUCAUUUCCCCCUUCUCUACCAGUGCUACAAUUCUCACUGUGUUCCACACCAAGGAGGCUGAAUUUCAAAGACAUUUUCUCCAAACAGUCAUGACAGAGAGCCCCCAAGAUUCAACUUCCCUUUUUUCUGAGGUUAUGGAUGGUGUAUUGAAUCAGAUUCACAAUUCACUUGAAGAUUCUGCUACAUCUGCUCCUCCUAUUCCAGAAUGGGCCCAGCAGGAGCUGCGCCGCUCCAUUCCCUGGAGUGCGGCUGUUCUGGAGAAGUGGUUUCCUUGCUCUAACCUGAGUGGCGCCAGUUCAAAUUUGAUGGAGUCAUUUUGGUUACUACAGGCUGCCUCAUCUAAUAAGGAAGAGUCUUCCAAAACUGAAAGUGAAUUAACACGUUGCCUCUCUGAGUUCUACCAGAGAAAGUCUCGUGAAGAAUCCACUGUGUCCAAUCAGGAAGACAGCAAAAAGAAACGAGGUGUCCCUCGUACUCCAGUGAGGCAGAAGAUGAAUACCAUGUGCCGUUCCUUAAAGAUGCUGAAUGUUGCAAGACUGAAUGUAAAGGCUCAGAAGUUACAUCCAGAUGGCAGUCCAGACACAGCUGGGGAGAAAGGGAUCCAAAAGAUGGCCAGUGGAAGAACAGAUAAAUUGGAAAACAGAGGGAGAACACAAAGGAGUUCUAAACCCAAAGAUUUUAAAACUGAGGAGGAGCUACUAUCUUACGUACAUGAAAAUUACCAAAAGACCUUGGCUACAGGAGAAAUUGUGUUGUAUUCAUGUGCUCAGAACAUGAUCUCAAACAUUAAAGCAUUCCUAAAAUCCAAAGGCACCAAGGAAUUAGAAAUGAACUGCCUACAUCAAGUGAAAAACAGCCUCUUAAAAACUAGCAAAAGUCUUCGACAGAAUGUAGGAAAACUGAAUAAGGAAGACAAAGUGAGAGAGUGCCAGCUUCAGGUAUUUCUUCGUUUGGAGAUGUGUCUGCAGUGCCCUUCAAUACAUGAAAACAUAGAUGAUAUGGAGCAAGUAGUGGAGGAGGUGACAGAUCUGCUGCGCAUGGUGUAUUUAACUGAAGACUCAGCAUACCUAGCAAAGUUCCUGGAGGAAAUUUUGGGAUUGUAUAUUGACUCAAUCCCAAAGACACUUGGAAAUCUUUACAACAGCCUAGGGUUUGCGAUUCCUCAGAAGCUGGCUGCUGUCCUUCCUACAGAUUUUUUCAGUGAUGACGCCAUGACACAGGAGAGCAAAUCACCCCUUUCUGUGCCUCUUACAUCAAGUGCUCAUAGAUCAGCAUCGGGUGGCACUGAAUCUGACCAACUGGAGGAGAUUCGUACCAGAUCAGCUAAGAAGAGAAGGAAAAAUGCAAUAAGACAUAAAAGUAUUGCAGAGGUUUCACAAAAUCUUCGACAAAUUGAAAUUCCCAAAGUGUCCAAGAGAGCUACAAAAAACGAGAAUUCUCACCCUACUCUUCAGCAGCCUCCACUCCCAGUAAAAGACACAGUACAUGAAGUGACCAAAGUUCGAAGAAAUCUCUUCAACCAGGAAAUGAUUUCUCCUUCAAAGAGAAUAAAGCGGGGGUUACCUAGAAGCCAUUCUGUGUCAGCUGUAGAAGGUCUGGAGUAUAAACUUGACAACUUCAAGAGCACCAAAGGUUAUCGCAAGCUGCUGACUAAGAGUGUGGCUGAGACUCCAGUACAUAAGCAAAUCUCCAGAAGAUUGCUUCAUAGACAAAUUAAGGGCAGAUCAGCUGAUCCUGGUCCUGAUAUUAAUGUUGUUGAAGAGUCCCCAGAAAAAGGAGAAAAUGAAGUAAGUUUGAGACGAAGUCCUCGAAUCAAGCAGUUGUCAUUCAGCAGGACAAAUUCUGGUUCCUUCUACUCUGUGUCUCAACCAAAGUCUCGAAGUAUACAAAGAGUUCACUCACUCCAGCAAGUCAAGUCAGACCAAAGAGAAAAUUCCCUAGUCCAAAGUAUUCGGUCUCCCAAGAGGCUUCUUUUCGGGGCAAUGUCUGAGAUGAUCAGUCCCCCCGAGAAGGGUUCAGCUCAAACUAAAAGGCCUUCAAGAAACGCAUUGGGUUCUGAAAUACCUACAGUUUAUCAGACUCCUGAGAAGAGUUCCUGGAAAUCUCCGAGCUCUUCCAAAGCUACACCAAGAAGAUUCCCUCAUACACCGCCAACUCCAUUGUGCACCCCUGAGAGGAUGCGAAAAUCCCCUGCAGAAAUGACCCCUGCCAAAAAGGUCAUUUUUAAGGAGUCCAUAAAAGACUCCUCACACAGCUGGGAUUCACCAUCUCAACCAAAAGUCACUCCCCAGAGAGGACGCUCCCUGGCAGAAGGGGGCACCUCUCCUCUUGAAAUGAUACCGAGAACUCCCCAAAGGCCAGGCAGUCAGCCACCUAGGCUUUUGCAGAACUCUCCUUGGCCGCGUUUGAUGAAUUCUAAUCCAGAAAGCACCUCCUGCCCAGCAGCCCUGGUUUCAUCAGCUUCCCAGACCAGGAGUGAGUGUCUGACUCCCGUCAGAUACUCUCAAACACCUCUGAGGGGAGCAGCCUCGGGGGUGCCAAGAGAAGCUGCCUUCGUGGGCACACCUCCAAACCAGAAAGGCCAGCUCCUCUGUGGCCCCGGAGCUUCUCAGGCAGAGGAGCUGGCGCAGAAGUGGAAGGAUGCAGCUAUCAGAACCCCAGAGAGAUCAGGGAACACAACUCUGACUUGUUCCCCACCGAUUUCCACAGAGAAUUCUAUUACCUCUCCUUUAUGUGGUAUUUCCAGGAAGAGUCCAUUUGGGAAAUUUUCUAUAGAGUCUCCUUCCCCUGGAGAACUGGAUUGGAAAGAGGCCCGGCAGUCAUCCAGCGUAGUCACAUCUCCCUCCUGUCCUGCUCCCUCAACUCCCCUCAAAGCCUCACAAAUAGCUAAAUCCGACCCCCGACCCCCUCCACCCCCUUCUAAAAUUGGCAAAAGGCACAGAAAGACCACUGAUCCUGAAAGAAGCUUCCUGGAGGGCCAGCCUAACAGCUCUGCUGCCUGGAGGGUUGCCGUAACCAACAACCCAGUUGCCGUCACAGACACUACAAAGAACUGGAAGGAAGUGACCCUCUCUCCUGAAAGACAUAGUUACCCUGCGACUGGCUUCGCAAGUGACUGGUGUACAUCCCCUCCUCUGCUUAUUGCAGGAGACUCGGAGUAUCUUACUCUCUUGGAUGAAGCUGAGCGCCAUGGCGGUGAUAACUUCAGUAGUAACACUUCACCAGUGGAAGAAGGUGAGGGGUCAGGGACAUUGGCUGCAGAUGAGAAGCCUUCUCUGUGCAAUCUGGGGAUUCCUCCCUCUUCUUCCUCUGAGCCCUGCUCUCCCUGGACACCCUCCUAUGACCUGCGCUGCACCGCAGACAGGAGGCAGCGCCAGGCUGCUGCACAACUGGAGAAUCUGCAGGCGUCAACCUGGCUCUCUGAAGCCUCUGCUAGCCCACAGACCUACGAGGUUGAGCUGGAGAUGCAAGCUUCGGGCCUUCCCAAGCUUCGAAUUAAAAAGAUAGACCCCAGCCCUCUGUCAGAAGCUGAGCCCCUGCAAAGGGAGGAGAGCUUUCUGGGAGAGGAGAGUUCCCUCCCUGGUCUCGGCAUGCCCAGGGCCAGCAAGUCCUCAGGCAAACCCGAAGCCACCUACCUGUCACCUCCCUGCCUUUGCCCCUCGCACAGCACCCCUGGCAAGAGCGGGGGACAGACCUACAUCUGCCAGUCCUGUACCCCAACCCGCUGCCCCUCUAGUACCCCCUCUCCGUUUCAGACAGAUGUUGGGGUUCCUUGGACACCAUCCCCCAAGCACAGCGGGAAGACAACUCCGGACACAAUUAAAGACUGGCCCCGGAGGAAGAGGGCGGUGGACCGCAGCCUCGGUUCCUCUGCCGGGAGGAGCGAGGUCAGCACAGAGCUUCCUGGGGCUGUGUCACUGCUGGAGCUGGAGGGAAAGGAACGAGGCCUUGAACUCAGCAUCACCAAGACUGCCAUCCUGGGGGAUUUUGAGCUCGAGGGAGUGUGUCAGCUGCCAGACCAGUCGCCUCCAAGGGACAGUGUGCCUAAGGCCGAGGAAGCCUUCUUCUGGGGACAGUCUGGUUUGGGAUCCAGGAAGAGACUGCUUUCUGCCAAGGAAGAAGCUGAUUGUCAAGCCAAAAGAGUCUGUGACAAGCAGAGAGUAGACUCUGAAGUCAGUAGGAGUGAAGAGAGGUCCCCAGGCACGGGUGUGCGACAGCUCCCCUCUGUGGCAGAUGACGAGGUGUUUGUUUCAGGUGCCACCCCGCCUCCCGGCUGUGCCAUGCGGAGCUGCCUCUCUGCCAGCGGCCUGCAGGCGCUGACCCACUCUCCGCUGCUUUUUCAGGGGAAAACGCCCUCUCAGUAUAAAGACGCCAGAGAUGAGGAUGUGGAUGUAUUUCCUCCCACCACAGAAGACUCUCCUUUCAGCCGAGCAUUCUCCAGGAGACGCCCCAUCAGCAGAACUUAUACACGGAAGAAGCUGAUUAGCUAGUUAGGAUGGAACUGGUUGGGGGACCUGUAACUACAAACACUACUGAGCUUGCCCAGAGCCACAAACAGUGCACUCCCCGACAGGAGAGGUUCUCUGAGAGCAGUCUUCUCUGGAUGUAUAAGGAAUUCCAGACGCAUACCAUAAGGGAAUUCUUAGCAACGUACCCAGAAACUGGGUUCAUCUGAGCCAUGGCACCACUGGUCUGCUCAUCAUAUGUAACUCUCAGCUUCCUGCACAGAAACAGGAAUAACCAGGGCUUAAUGGAACUGAGGAAAUUUAAAGGAUGAAGGUAAGGUCAGCCAGAUCCCCAAGGGCACAAAGAAACUGGGGGCCUGGUCCCAAGCCUCCUUGACUGUGGUCAGCUUUCAGAUUCCUACUAGAAUGCCUUCAAGUUUUCAAAUCCCCCUUGUGGGAUCCAUCCACCCCCAAGCCCAGCCCUAAUCCACGAUGCCUGCCCUGUGUCAGGGAAGUGGUACAGCUGGUGGUAGAACCCAGAGGCAGCCUGGGAGUCAGGAACCAAAUAAGGAACUGAGACCAAGAUCCCCUUCUAGCCCCACCCCAACCAUGACUGUGGUAAGUCAGACCACACUGCUUCAUUUGUGAGAUGGGAGGACUGUUACACAGGUCCCUCGCAGAGCUGCUGUAAGCCUGGAACCCCAAGACAGAGGCAGUGCUUGGAGAUGGAAGCAGCUUACACAAAGUAAAAGACUGUGUCAUGGGGGCAGAAUAAAUGUUUUGCAUUCUCUGUCUAACAAUAAAAUCAUUUCUAGCUACUUA